This is a messenger RNA of Aspergillus pseudonomiae, 739 nucleotides long. RefSeq lists its product as uncharacterized. The coding region runs from base 11 to 616 and encodes 201 amino acids. The record is from RefSeq and is a predicted model, not a curated record. The transcript is spliced from 2 exons. NCBI's taxonomy places the organism in Eukaryota, Fungi, Ascomycota, Eurotiomycetes, Eurotiales, Aspergillaceae.
UCUGGGAGUGAUGGCUAACACGACCACUCCUCCGUCACAACAUAUUCCAACCACAUCGCAACUCGAGCUGAUCGACGUCAUGACAGACCUGUAUGGAGAUGGCAUAUAUCCGAUCCUUCUAUGCCCUCCGUACCUCCUUAUGGACGUCAUCAAGAUCAACAAUCUCCGCUUCCAAACGACAUGCUCCCCAAUAACUGACUCCACACGAGCGACAGCGCACGAGAUUCUUGAGCACAUUGAGGCCUUCUCUCCGGAAGACUGGACCGGCACCCACCCCGACGCACGGGAGGACUGGUUGCUCCUGGGACGCAUGUACCGGUCCUCCAUAGCACUGUACUGUAUCUCAUCUCUCCAAAGCCUCUCCAUCAUUUCCUCCAUUACCCGUCGCCCCCGUAUCAAACAUUUCGCGAUAUGGCCACUCGUCGUGGCGGGGAUGCAGGCCGUUGAUGCGAGUCCUCACAUUCGUCAUAUCGUCGAUGAUCAAUUAUCGGAGUUGAGCAAAAUCAUGGGGUGUCCGACGCCUACAUUAGCGGGCGCUGUGUUCCACAGGUUUUGGGCUUCGGGCCAAACAGGAUGGGACGACUGCUUUGAUAAAGCAUACGUGUUUGUGGCAUAGUUCUAGAAGCUAUAUGGAACAAUGGACAAGCAGGUCAAGGCUAUGAGUUCCAAGUAUUAUGGCGUGCAGGGACCAGAUCCCAGUUUCAAGAGGCCCCAAAACUACGUCACGCUUCAGAUGAUG